AUGAGCCCUCCUUCCUCCAAACCGAAGAAUGGCGGCAAUACCUCCGGCCCUCGACAGAUUCGCUUCGUCGCCACCGAUGGCCAGCCACAGACCAAGCGCCGCCGAGUGAAUGCCGCUUGUUUGACUUGUCGCCGUCGCAAGAUCAGAUGCUCGGGGGAACAGCCAGGUACGAACUUGCUAUUUAUCGCCCUUAAUGAGCGACACACCGCUUACACUGAAUUUAGGUACGGCGAAUCGACUGCCCAUCAGCGAUCCCAGUCCGAUUCCGCUUCGCGCAUGCCACCCGCCCCUCCUGUCGACUCGAGCGAUACAAAUCUGCACAAAGAACGGGCGGAGAGCUAUUCACCCGAGCCUGUUCCGGCAGUGGCUCCAAGACCUUUGUCCAAACCAACACCCAAUAGGUCACCGGUGACAAAGCAAUCGGACUCAAAGGAUGCAUCAUUAUCUCGAGACACUUCAGCGCGCAAAGAAUCCGACUCGCAUGGCGCUGGCGAUACCCCCGGAAGCAGCCGGACAUCUCUAAGCUCUGGAAACCGCACCCAUGUCCCGUAUUUUCGAUAUUUUGGACCUACUGCAAUUGUGCCCGGCUUCAAACAAAUGGUUGUGCAAGUUCGAGGAUCACGCAAGAGCAAUCCGUCAAUGUCAUCAGGUUUGUUCCUACCCAUCCUGGCAGGGCAGCUGAAUGCGUCCGUGUAUUGCCUUUCCACUGAUGCUAAUUACGUCGGUAUAGAGUCUCUGUCCCCACUGCGUAGUCCUAGGACUUCAGAUACACCCGGUGGCCCCUCUGCGAUUGACAGCCGUGACAGUAGAGACGCCAACACGAUCCCAUUUUACGACCGAGAUGACACACCCCCAGUAUCAAAUUUAGUCUCUCACUUGUGCGACCUCUUCUUCACGCACCUUGGCUGCAAUUUUCCAUUCCUUCAACGAGAAAGGUUCCUUCAGGACCUCAAAGAGAAGAAGGUUGACACUAUGCUGGUGGAUGCCGUUUGCGCAUUAGCUGCUAGGUUCUCACCUCACCCGUUACUUGGACCUCCUCAGGCACCACCCAUCGAUCGUUCACAGCUGCUGCCCGACAUCAAAAUGUGGGACCGCGGACUACCUUUUGCACACCGAGCAAUGAGUGCACUGGUUGAUUCACUCUCCUGUCCAACCCUCUCCGCUGUCCAAUCCUGUCUAUUACUGGCUUACGAGCAGUUUGGCUCUAACCAUGAUAGUGGCCUUUGGAUGUACUUGGGGAUUUCUAUCAGAAUGGCACAGGACCUUGGCUUGCAAAAGCUUCAAGGGUUGAAGCACAACUAUGGACGGAAAGGAGUGACGCCGAGUGAAGUGAUGACUGGACAGGCUGGCAAGCUACGAGAAGAUCAGUAUGACGAUCUUGACGUAUACCAAAGUCCUAAGACACUACCACCCGUUUUUGGAACUGAACGUGCCCGAGAAAAGGAACGAGUUGAUACUUUCUGGAGCAUCUUUUUCCUUGAUCGGGUCAUCUCUUCUGGAACCGGUCGGCCAGUUACCCUGCGUGAUGAGGAUAUCGAGCUUUGCUUUCCUCUUCAGUCCGAAUCCCAAUUACCAAAUGGCUGGCCUGCACCAUUUCCGCCACUAAUUCGGGUCAUUCAUCUCUACGGGAGAGUGACGGAUCUUAUUAACGGUAUACAAGAUGUCAACCACGUCACUUCUGACACGCUCAAGAGGCUGGCGGGUAUGGAAAGUGAUUUGACAGGCAUUUAUCAGCGGUUAUCUCCGAAAUUGCAUUUUAACGCAGCGAAUUUCCAAGCAUAUGUCAAAGCGAAGGAGGGAACUAACUUCAUUCUGCUUCAUUUUUGGUUUCACACAUUAAUUGUCUUGCUUCACCAACCUACUCUCUUGAAUUCAUUUGGCGGAUCAAUACAGCAUCUUUACCCUAACAGCCGCGAACUUUCAAUGUCCUCGGCGAAGACAAUCGCUGAUAUUCUAUCAUUCUCGGAACUGGUGGAUGGGAAGAGCUUCAUCGGGAACCCUUUCACCAGCCAGCCAAUGUACAUUGCGGCUUGUGCCUUCUUGAUGGAAAGCGCAUACUAUGCGUCGCCUGCAUCGAGAGGAACAUCGCCUCUUCCGCAGCCAUUGUUGAACAAUCAAUCUAGUGGUUUUGUGAUGCCCGCAAUAGAGCCGUCUCAUGGUUCAGAACGCAAUCCAACUGCCAAGCACAUUUUGCUUGCCUCCGCCGCCAAGGAGAAUUACCAACGCUGCUACAAGGCGCUGAAGGCGCUGAAUUCGUACUGGGAAGGUACCGGAUACAUCUUGACGGUGCUAGAUCAGAAGGCUAAGGGUAUUGUGAAUCCUCUUCUGUACACAACAGAGGAUAUGGAGAACACCGCAGGCGAAACACCACUUGGAGCUGGCGGCUGGCGCCCAACGGAUGUACCUCAAAUGUCCGAGAGACCCCCGGGCGUGGCCGAUGUCCCGACCGAUGGGAGAUGGUCCCCAAAGUUUGAUCCCAGUCAAGCCAUUGGAUGGGCAUUGACUGGAGCCACCAACUCUUCCCAGCCCAACCUGAGUUUACUGUAUCAGAUGCCCACAACAGAGGCCGAGGCCCGCCCUGCCAAACCCGCCUAUUCGUCGCAAUAUAGUCACAGCUUUCCACCAUUACCCGUUGUCACAAAUGCUGGAGCAAGUUCGAGUUCCUCUUUUGCGCAUCCUCUCACCCCCUCCAUCUCCCACGGUGAAAGCCAGGCGUCUUCCCUUACCACGGCCAACAGCAAGUAUCCUCAAGUUCCUUCUCAUACCAUCGGCACGGAAUCACCAUAUUUUAUGGGCAUAAACUCUCCCUACCCCGAGUCAGGGCCUGGCGCCUCAGGGCACUCGAGCUACAACCCAGCCUUUUCAUCCAACCAAAUGGAUGGCCAGGCUUCUGCCUAUGCUUACCCAGUCUCCUCUGGGGCUACGGAAAACCAUGGCAAUCAUGCGCAUAUGGGUGCUAGAAAUAACCUGCCUCUCUCAUUGCACGCCCACAAUCCAGGCAUGAUGAUCGGAAGCCACGAUGUCGAUAUGAGCUCCCUACACGAUCAAGAAUCAUUUCCUUUCUCCAACAGUGAGAUUGUGCCAUGGCUGGAAUAUCUCCCGCAAGAUGUUCUCAGCUUCUUUGGUGAAAAUCAUAAUUACCCUCUCAUGAGCCCCGACGACAGUACUCGACCUUCGCAGUAA
This is a messenger RNA of Penicillium longicatenatum, 3183 nucleotides long. RefSeq lists its product as uncharacterized. Gene Ontology annotation, molecular function: DNA binding; zinc ion binding; DNA-binding transcription factor activity, RNA polymerase II-specific. The record is from RefSeq and is a predicted model, not a curated record. Lineage: Eukaryota; Fungi; Ascomycota; Eurotiomycetes; Eurotiales; Aspergillaceae. The transcript has 8 exons. Gene Ontology annotation, biological process: DNA-templated transcription; regulation of DNA-templated transcription. The coding region runs from base 1 to 3183 and encodes 1060 amino acids.